Phycodurus eques (leafy seadragon) is the source of this 3955-nucleotide messenger RNA. RefSeq names its product excision repair cross-complementation group 6-like (gene ercc6l). The coding region runs from base 82 to 3846 and encodes 1254 amino acids. NCBI's taxonomy places the organism in Eukaryota, Metazoa, Chordata, Actinopteri, Syngnathiformes, Syngnathidae. Gene Ontology annotation, molecular function: ATP binding; ATP-dependent chromatin remodeler activity; protein binding. The transcript has 3 exons. The record is from RefSeq and is a predicted model, not a curated record.
CCAAAACAACAACAAGUUCCGCAAAUUUCUCCUGACUUCGAUGUCGCUCCAGCGUCCCUGGUCCGACGCCAAGCUUCAGACAUGAAUGGACAUCAUCCCGACGGCGACGUCAGAGAGCUCGGGGACAGGCUGGAAAAGUGUUUGUCCGUGGGCGACGAUGCCAACAUGGAAGUGUACCACAGACACAUCCGAGACGGAAAAGAUGCGGUCCGACGGGGAGACAUGAGCAAAGCUCUGGAUCUCUUUAAGAUGGCCUACAACAUUCACCGCAGUGACAAGCUGCAGAAGCGAAUCGGCAAAAUCGAGGAGUUUUUGGCACAGAAUUUAGAGGACGACAACGAUGACGAGUUUGUGGACAUCAACAAGAGCGGUCUGAAGCUGUACAAAGAGCUUUACGACAAACUGUACGACUAUCAGAGGGAUGGAGUGGCCUUCUUGUACGGCCUCUACAGAGACGGGCGCAAAGGUGGGAUUCUGGCGGACGACAUGGGCCUGGGCAAAACCAUCCAGGUCAUUUCCUUCCUGUCGGGAAUGUACGACAGCGAGCUAGUCGAGCACACCAUGCUGGUCAUGCCCACCUCGCUCAUCACAAACUGGACCAAGGAGUUCGCCAAAUGGACUCCCGGCAUGCGAGUCAAAGAGUUUCACGGCACCAGCAAGGCUGAGCGGACCAAGAACCUGGAGAAGGUCCAGAGUAGGAGCGGCGUGAUCAUCACAACGUACACCAUGCUCAUGAACAACUGGCAACAGCUGUCAUCCUACAAGGGCCGGGAGUUCAAGUGGGACUACAUGAUCCUGGACGAGGCCCACAAGAUCAAGACCAGCACCACCAAAACGGCCAAGAGCGCCUCCGCCAUCCCGUCCAAAAACCGAGUGCUUCUCACUGGCACCCCUGUCCAGAACAAUCUCCGAGAGAUGUGGGCUCUCUUCAACUUCGCGUGUCAAGGAACUCUGCUGGGCACGGCCAAAACCUUCAAAAUGCAGUACGAGAACCCUAUCACUCGGGCGCGGGAGAAGGACGCCACUCCGGGGGAGAAGGCCCUUGGGUCCAGGAUGUCCGAGAACCUCAUGGCCAUCAUCCAACCCUACUUCCUGCGCAGGACAAAGGCUGAAGUGCAGAAGAACAAAGAUGACAUGAGAUAUGCUGGCCAGGCUGAGAAUGCAGAGGAGGAGGCUGAGGUCCAGAAGCACUCUGGUGCCACCAUGCCCACACUGACCAGGAAGAACGACCUGAUUGUGUGGACGUACCUCAGCGGCAUCCAGGAGGACAUCUACUGGAAGUUUAUUUCCCUGGAACACAUCAAGGAGCUGCUCAUGACAUCCAGGUCGCCUCUAGCGGAGUUGACCAUUCUAAAGAAGCUGUGUGACCACCCGAGGCUUCUCUCCGCCCGUGCCACCGCCACCUUGGGUCUCAAGGAGGCUCGGCAGAGCAACGACGAUGACGAGAUCGACGGCCAGAGCAUCGCCGACGUUCCUGAUGAAACUUUGAUAGCCGAGUCCGGAAAACUGGCUUUCCUGGUUACUCUCCUCAAGCGUCUCCGAGAUGAAGGUCAUCGCACGCUGGUCUUCGCCCACUACAGGAUGGUGCUGGACAUCCUCCAGCGUGUCCUGAGGAACCAAGGAUUUAAAGUCCUGCGACUGGACGGGACCAUCUCACAAGUGGCGGAGCGGGAGCGACUCAUCACCCUUUUCCAGACGGACCACAGCUACUCCGUCUUCCUCCUCACCACCCAGGUGGGGGGCGUCGGCAUCACCCUGACGGCAGCAGACCGGGUGGUCAUCUAUGAUCCCAGCUGGAACCCGGCGACCGAUGCCCAGGCGGUGGACAGGGCGUACCGCAUCGGCCAGACGAGAAACGUGGUCAUCUACCGGCUGAUCACGUGCGGCACGGUGGAGGAGAAAAUCUACAGACGACAAGUCUUCAAGGACUCGCUGAUCCGCCAGACCACUGGAGACAAGAAGAAUCCUUUCCGCUACUUCAGCAAGCAGGAGCUGCGGGAGCUCUUCAGCCUGGAGGACACCAGAUCCUCCACCACACAAUUGCUGCUUCAGUCUCUGCACUCCAAACACCGAAGCACCGACACUGACCUGGACAUGCACCUCGCCCACCUCCACACCAUGGGCAUGUUCGGAAUCUCCCAUCACGACCUCAUGUUUUCCCUCAACGUGGAACACGAUGAGGCUCCGCAGGACCGAGACGAGCGACAGUACAUCGAAGGGCGCGUCCAGAAGGCCCAGGAGCUGGUGAAGGCUGAGUCGGAUCUGCAGAUGCAGUUUGCAAUCAACUUGGAGUCCAGCACCGAGCCAGCAUGGAGGCGAAAGUCAGCAAGUGAGCGCGUAGAACAGUCACAAGAGAAGAAAUUAAGCAAACCCAGAUCUACUCUUGCAUCACCACGCCACAGCAAUACGUCGCCGGCCCAGGUGGACCUAGACCGGUCUAGUGACAGCAAGGAGGGCGGCCUUAAGGGUCAGAACAGCCUCAUUGAUCUCACUGGGGAUGAAAGUCUGCCCCUAGAAAACCAAGAGAUCUUCCUAGAACACAGCCAAACUUCCUUGAAACAGGAGAAGAGUCAGUUUCAGGAAGGAGAGGGUAAGGAAAGUGUUCAAGCAAGAAGUGGUGCUGAUAAUGGAGAGGUUGAUGACUCUUUUGAGGAAGUAAAGAAAGUUCUCCCAGAUGCCUCCACAUACAUCAGUGAAGAUGAAGACCUGGAUCUUAAGUAUGACGACUCCAACUUGGACGGGAGUCCGAUGAAACCCCUCCAGAACAAAAGAUUGUCUGUCCUGCAGUCGUCCAUGUCCAGCUUGAAAGUUGAGUCCUUGUGCAGAGUUAGCGGCAGCGACUCGGAGCUGAUGGAAGGAAACUUCAACCUACAGCUGGAGGAGAGCGAGAUCUCCUACCAGGAUGGAGAGAAGAAGCUGCAGUCACAACUCCAGCUGGAGGAGGAAGACGUCCUGUACCAGGAUGAGGAUAGGAAGCUCCUGUCACCGAUUCCGCUGCACGAGGAGUGCGACGUUUUGUACCAGGAUGAUGAUGAUGAUGAGGAGAAGCUGCUGUCACAUCUUCAAAUAUCAGGAACCUUCGACGUGCGCAAGUCCCUGACGGAGAGGCAGCUCGGACUCAGCAUCAAGUCCCAUGUCUCCGAGAUGGACGAGUCUAUCGUCGCCGGUACCAAGAAGAAGAAAAAGACAGCGCGCAUCGUUUACGACAGCAGCGAAGAAGUAGAAGAGGAGGAGGUGGAGGAUGAGGCGGAGCUUAGGCCACAGUCGACGAAGGCUGCGUUCAACAACUUCCCGCCGCACGGAUCCUCCACGCCAAAAUGCUCACCGCUCAUCGGCCCGAGAAGGAGCGUAGCGGGAAACACGUCUGUGGCGUCUCGCCGUUCCCUCGUCCCCUCCAUCCUACAAGACCUUGACCACGAAAACGAGGACAUUUCAACGAGGUCUUCUGAUGAGGGUGAGGAGGAAGACGUGACCGCUCAGACAGAGGACCAUAGUGGAGAGACUCUAAACUCCGAUGAUGAAGAAGUCGAAGAAGAAGAAGAAGUCGAAGAAGUUGAAGAAGAGGUGGUGGACCCCCGCAGCAGCAACAUGGAAGAGUCUGUCAGCGAGCCUGAGCUGGUGUCCUCCGAGAGGUUCGAGCAGUGCGCCUCCAACUCGGCGGCCAAGUCUGCGGCGGCGAGCGUCGACUCCUACGAGUCCUUGGUGACGCAAGGCCGCGAGUCGUUCAACCGAGGCCGACUCGGUGAGGCUCUGGAUUUUUUCCUCAAGGCCCUUGACAUCAAGCCCGGAGACCCCGAGGUCCAGUUCUUGACCAUCCAGCUGUAUCGACAGCUCAGUGGCAAAUAAUAUAUAUAUAAUAUAUGGCAAAUAAUAAUAACUCCUCUCAUUGGAACUAUGCCGUGUUGUCUGACAGGAAACAACCACUGACUUCUCGUAUCACGUGUUCUUUUCAAAA